This is a messenger RNA of Pestalotiopsis fici W106-1, 1152 nucleotides long. RefSeq lists its product as uncharacterized. Lineage: Eukaryota; Fungi; Ascomycota; Sordariomycetes; Amphisphaeriales; Sporocadaceae. The record is from RefSeq and is a predicted model, not a curated record. The coding region runs from base 1 to 1152 and encodes 383 amino acids. The transcript has 2 exons.
AUGAGCCAAUUCGCUCAAGGAGAAUCGCCUUUGGGCGAGUUCCAUUACUUCCCUCUCUUGCCCAAAGAGCUACGGGACAUGGUAUGGAAUUUUGCUGCUCAAUCUCAGCUAUCGGCCCCAUCAAUGCACUUUUUCCAAUUGCAGACCGUCUUGGAAGAAAACCGUACACUAGAGGGACGGGACAAUGUUGAAAAAUGCAUUCUUACAGUACCCAAGCACUCUGGAUUCGCAGAUGGCCUGGGCUUCAGGCACAAUCCGUCGUCGUACCUCAACGACUUGGCCGUUUGGGAUGCGUGCUGCGAGUCGCGGCACCUACUAGAGGCGGGGCGGGCUAGGGCGGCCAACAACGACAAGAGCGAUGGCCGCAUCAUGACGGUGCGGAAUAAGCUGCCAGACGAGGAUCUGCCCUGGAAAAAGGGUCUAAGCGGCUGGCAGACGCCGGGACAGACGUGCCAUUGUGCAUAUGGAUUGCACCAGCCAUCAGAAAUCGACAAUGACGGCGACGACAAUGGCAGCAGCAGUACACAUCGAAAUCUUCUCAUCAACCUCGAGCAAGAUGUCCUCUGCCUUACCCUGGACUUGCCAAACUUGAAGGCCUUUAUGCGCGACGGCAAUGAGCUGCUAGAGAUCCCCGAGCUGAGGGGCUUAAAGGACGGAUACCCCGUGCGCAAGAUAGCGCUGCAGUACCACCCCGACUGGAUCGGCGGUCGUGACGGUAUUGAACCGCAACAGGAGGACGGUUUACGUGAUGUCCUGGAUGUACUUUCACAGUACCCAUACUUUCCGCUCCUGGAGUGUCUCUACCUUAUUGACUACAGAAUCACCCCGCGUGAUGGGACCCGUGCGCUGAGCAGCAGCACUGUAGAAUCCCAGCCAGAGACCAAGGUUUUCGAGGCUCGGGGCAUGAGCUUUCACGAGGUUGCAAAGGACGACCAAGACUGGUGUUUGCCGGAUGACCGCCCUUUUACGCUCCUUGCAGCCAUGGCGGAGACAAACGCCAUGGGCCGGGGUAUCUGGACCGAGCCCGUGGAAGAAGCGCAAGGCGAGGAGGAAAGCCAAGAGUUCCGCAAGAUCCGGGAUUGGGCUGGAAAAUGGGGUUUGAAGUGGGAACAAAAGUGCCAGUUCAAGGUUCUGGCUUGCUUGCCUGCCUAG